Molecule: messenger RNA, 1893 nt
Organism: Penicillium argentinense
Lineage: Eukaryota; Fungi; Ascomycota; Eurotiomycetes; Eurotiales; Aspergillaceae
Exons: 5
Coding region: 1-1893 (630 amino acids)
Biological process (GO): regulation of transcription by RNA polymerase II
Cellular component (GO): piccolo histone acetyltransferase complex
Source: RefSeq, a predicted model, not a curated record
AUGCAGCCAGCGAGCGUGAAUGCAAGGAAGGAACAAAGCACUGAAGCUGGGGUUGAAUGGAGGUUGCCCAGAACGGAAGGGCCGUUCAGUGAAUCUGAUAAUGCCCAGCCCCGCCCUAACCGGAACGGACCCGAUUUAUCUCCUCCCCGCCCAUGGUCGCUGGCCUUUCGCGCGUCCCGACGCUAUGACUCGGUACGGGGGCUGGGCCGGACGCGCCCCAAGAAGCUCACUGCGAAGGCGUCUAUCCCGAUCGUCCAUGAACAUCAAAUUGAUGUCAUCGAUGAUGAGCUUCAAUCUACUCUCCAGCAGAUUGAAACAGGUGUUGAAAAGGCCGAGGAGUCCGAAUUCCACUUGCAGGUCGCGAUCAAUGCCACAGCCCAAGGAAAAGUCAACGCUGCGCACAUCCCAACUCCCGAAACCAUCCUCAGCAAUCUCCAAUAUGACGAGUUGUACCCACCUCUCUUCUCGCAACCUGCGACAUACAUCCGCUUUUCUUCCACCGUGGAAGACUGCUGUGGUUGCCCGUACAACAUGACAGAGGAAGACGAUGUCUUUCUCAAGAUCUUCAAUCAGAAGUGCGGUGGCUCAGGUCGCUGCACAGAAGACGAUUUCGAGGCAACUAUGAACUUUUUCGAGGAGACAGCGCAUGCGAAACAGCCCUACGCAGCUGUUGAUAGCCCACCUGUGCUGGCAUUUGCCGACAUGGAGGAGGCCAUGGAUGCAACAGUCGAGGAUAACGUCAAGCACUUCGCGAAGCACAUCUAUGAGCAUUGGAAGUCGCGCCGCGCUGUGACCGGAAAUCGUUCAUUGGAACCUAAUCUGAAGUUCGAAACCGGACAGGACACCGACGAUAGCGACCCGUAUGUCUGCUUCCGCCGUCGCGAAGUUCGCCAAAUUCGCAAGACUCGUGGCCGAGACGCGCAGAGUACCGAGAAGCUGCGGCGACUUCGCAAGGAACUUGAAGAUUCGCGGCAGUUGGUUGCUUUCGUGCGCCAGCGCGAGGUUGCGCGCAACGAGAUGGUUAGCAUGGACCAACGUCUCUUCCGACAGCGCUCUGAGGUCAAGGACAUGAAGCGGAAGCUGAACAUCAAGGAUGACGAUGAGGACCUCAUCAACCAAAAGCCCAAGAAGAAGUCGCAGCCCGAUGUACCAUCUCGGCAACCCACUGCUCCUCAAAUCCGCAUGCCUCUCAAGGCUGGCUUGCAGGGGGCAGAGGAUUUGCAGCUUCUGGAAGAUGUUCAGGCAGAAAAGGAAAGUGAGAUCAUGCGCGAUAUCAAAAUGAACAUCGCCAAGCACAUCAAGUGGAACGAAGGAUAUGUGGAUCACACUCGUGCACCCCUCUCUCCUGCUGUGGAGAAGACGUUCGAUGAGGCUACCUUCCGCCAUGCUAUAACCGCGCAACUUCCAACGCCACCCUCUUCGAAUGCAUCCGACGCAAUGGAUACAUCGCCAGAUGUCACCAGUCCUCUGGCCGCCCGAGACAAGCUUGCUCGGCGAGCCGUUGAUCUCCAUGAAGAACCAUCUCGUAUGCCGUCAUUCCGACGACGAGUAGGUCGGGGCGGUCGUUUGAUGAUUGAUCGGCGAAACGUCGCGGCAUCCCGAGUCGAGAUGGACCCGCUCAAGGCCGAUCGAUUCAAGUUCGAUCAAGAGGAUUCUGACGAAGAUAUGUCCUAUGAUACCGACGGGUUCAGCAUCCAACUCAUGCAGCACCGUGCCAUUACCAUGGCCAAGGCUCGGGAGCAGGCCGCGGUGGCUGCUCAUGCGCAAGCGCAGGCGCAGGCGCAGGCAGCCCCGUCCCGAUUCCCACGAGUAAUCCAGGAUUCGUUCGGGAACCCCAUCCCUCCUGCAGGAAAUGCCGGUAACCCCACGGCUGCUACCUCGUCUGAGGGUUGA